Fusarium keratoplasticum is the source of this 930-nucleotide messenger RNA. RefSeq lists its product as uncharacterized. Bases 1 to 930 code for a protein of 309 amino acids. The record is from RefSeq and is a predicted model, not a curated record. Lineage: Eukaryota; Fungi; Ascomycota; Sordariomycetes; Hypocreales; Nectriaceae. The transcript has 4 exons.
AUGAUGGAGCCGUUCACCGAGGAAGAGAAGCGACUGCUUCUCGCGGAGAUAAUCAAGAACAGCCAGCUGGAUGCCAAGAUUCUCGGAAGAUUUAUUAAAUCUAACCGUAUCGAGCCCAACUGGAUGCGAAUGCAGCUUCCAGCAGGCCGCCCUAUGGCUGAUUGCAUGCGAGCUGUCGAUGGUUUAGAUAUUAAACCGCGCGGCAGGAAGCGCAAGGUGACAUACAAAGAAGAGCCAGACAGCCAGAGUGGCAAGGAGGCCGCUUCGACAAGUUCUCAAGAGCUUCCUCCUCUUCCCCGGCCUUCUGUGCCCUCGAGACAUGUACCGAUCCUACCACGCCCCUCGUCGACUGAAUCUCGCGAGUCCCCCUCAUCUCAGCCAACUGCGCCCCUGCCGAAGAGGAAGAGAGGUCGCCCAUUGUAUGCAGGCAGGGAGGCAGCUGGUCACCAGCCCGCUAUUCUACGACAUAUUGCACCAAAGCCUUCCGAGGAGCCACGACGAGAGCAACCCAGACAGUUGCAACCAGCAAACGGCCCUGCGCCUCGCGCUAUUCUACCUAAAGUAUAUCGCGAAGUUCCCCAUCAAGGGGCUGUUCCACCAUCAAGCCAAGUCCCUCAUAUCCAAAAGCCAAAUGUCGGGCCAGCCGCGACAUCUUACUAUCCUCCUAUUUCCACCAAUCCACGCCCAGCUGUGGCUCGUCGAAAUGCGCGAAGACAGCUCCUCAGGCUUGAGAACGGCCUUCAGGGCCCCAUGAUCCAGAGAUUGGCAGAGCCCUCACCUCUUCGACCUCGAUCCCUCAGUGGGGUACAUCGAGUGACGACAGAAGAUGCCUCACCGGGGUUCAGACUUCAGCCCAGAGGCGACGACCGUGCCACUGCUGGAAAGUCUCGUCGAUCUCGGGCAUCGUCAGAGAGGCCGAGUUCGAAGUAG